Messenger RNA from Sipha flava (yellow sugarcane aphid), 1428 nucleotides. RefSeq names its product general transcription factor II-I repeat domain-containing protein 2-like. The transcript is spliced from 4 exons. Lineage: Eukaryota; Metazoa; Arthropoda; Insecta; Hemiptera; Aphididae. The record is from RefSeq and is a predicted model, not a curated record. Gene Ontology annotation, molecular function: protein dimerization activity. The coding region runs from base 1 to 1428 and encodes 475 amino acids.
AUGGUCAACAUAGAUGAUGCAACUAGUUAUCCGGUUGAGUUUUUAAAUGUAUUGAAAUCACCGUGUAUGCCAUAUCAUAGGCUUAUUCUGCGUGUGGGCAGAAAUUUAAAACUACCUAAACUGUGCUAUGGUACCAGGCUUAAAGUCAAAGCUUUACAUCGCAGUAUAGUGGAAGCCACAAUUUUAACUGGAUGUGCAAAAGGAGAAACUAAUUUACUAGCUCAACAGUCAAUUUUUAUUAAACGGUCAUGUCAAAAUGAAUCUCUCGUAAAAGCAAGUUUUCAAGUAGCCCGUACUCUGGCGAUAGCCGGAAAACCGUUUACUGAUGGCCAAAUUGUAAAGGAGUGCAUUUUGAAAACAGUUGAAGAGAUUUGUCCCGAUAAAAUCAAUUUAUUCACCGGUAUUAGCUUCUUUAAAUAUUUUUCAAUUGCUUUGGAUGAAUCUACCGACACUUCAGACUCAGCGCAGGUGCUUUUAUUCGUUCGCGAAGUCAAUGAAUCUUUUGAAAUAACCGAAGAAUUGGCCGCCGUCCACUCAAUGAAAGACUCAUGUACUGGUAAUGAAAUUUUUUUGAAGGUAAAAGAAUCUAUUUUUACUUUGGGUCUUGAAUUUAGCAUUUUAAAAGGCGUAACUACUGAUGGUGAACGCAACAUAUGUGGAGCACAUACAGGUUUGGUUGGAAAUAUUUGUAAAACUGUAUUGGAGACUGGUGCAGCAGCACCAAUGGCUAUUCACUGCAUAAUACACCAGCAAGCUUUGUGUGGGAAAAAUGCACCAAUAAAUGAAGUUAUGAAUAUUGUUGUGCAGAAUGUAAAUUAUAUUCGAAAAAGUGCUCUCAGUCACCGUCAGUUUAAGAACUUUCUUGCUGAAAUUGAAAGCGAGUACCCAGUAUUCCUUAUCAUUGCGAAGUUCGUUGAAAAAAAUCUUGCCCAUUUUCCAACAUGCAACAAAUUCAAACUUGAAAAUUAUAAAGAAUUCCCUACCGAUUUUGCUGUUGGAGUUCUCACCUAUUUAAAAGAGCAGUUCCAGACCCGAUUUAGAGAUUUCAAAAGUGCAGAAGACCGUAUUCGAAUUUUUGAAAAUCCAUUUGCAUUAAAAAUAGAAACUUUACCGACAGAGUUUCAGCUUGAAGUUAUCGAGCUCAUAUCAAACAACAAUUUCAAAGACUAUUUCAAGGAAGCUAGUCUCCAACAAUUUUACGCCAUGUUGCCAGAGGAAUCAUUUCCAAAUCUCAAAAAACAUGCGCGUGAAAUGAUAUCAAUAUUUAGCUCAACAUACUUAUGUGAGCAGACAUUUUCAAAAAUGAAAUAUGUCAAAUCUAAGUACAGAACUAACUUAAGUGACGAACAUUUACAAGCGACGCUGCUAAUUGGAACCACAAAGUUUGAUGCAAACUUUCAAGACAUUUUAAAAGACAAGCAAUUCUAA